AUGGCGCCUCUUGACGUGGAAACCCGUGAGGAGUUUGACUCUAUCCUUGCUGAAAACAAAUACGUGUUUGUUUACUGCUAUUCCAAUGAUUAUACAGAACUCAAGCGGAUCACUCCCAAAGUCGAAGAGCUCGCCAACCUGGGAGACUACCCCGAUGUGAAGAUUAUCCGGGUCAAUCUUGAAACCGCCACUGAACUCAAGCAAUUGGCCCAAGCGGGGAAUGCCGAGGGGGAACUCAAUGUCCCUACUUAUUUGUUCUACGAACUUGGCAAACAAGGGACGAAACUUACCGGUGCCGACAAUUACCAUGAAGUCUUCGAUAUGAUCGACCAGCUCCAAACCGAUAUCGACCAGCUGGGGGAGGCGCUUGAACGUCGUCCUAAUGCCCUUGAACAAGGGUUUAAAGUGCUCAAUCAUUCCAUUGACUUCCAAAAGUUUGAACAGUUCAAUGUCCAGGGAGACGGGUCGCAAGUAUUCAAGAUUGACGUUGGAGGUGAAGGCGUGUGGCUGGAUGCGGACUCUCAGCUCAUGUUCUUUUUCCCCCUCAAGAAUAUGGUCAAGGUGCACUCGGUAUUCAUCAAGGCUCGUUCAGGGGUGGUUAUCGAUGAGGAUGAUGGCGAAACCGCCCAGCAACCGUCUACUAUCAAAUUGUGGCCUAGUUUGCCUCAAUCGCUCCUGUUUGAAGAGGCUGACGCCGAUAAAAAUCCUGCCGAUGUCCAGCUGAUCACGUUUGAUGGUGAAUGGGCUGAGCUUAAGCUUAAGUACGUGCGUUUCCAGAAAGUGCUGCUGCUUUGUAUAUUUAUUGAUGGGGAUGAUGAAGAUACGGUCACUCUGGUGGACCAGAUUGUGAUUUUGGGGGUGCCUGGAGACCCGAUCCAGGCAUCUGUUAUCUAG
Molecule: messenger RNA, 894 nt
Organism: Diutina rugosa
Lineage: Eukaryota; Fungi; Ascomycota; Pichiomycetes; Serinales; Debaryomycetaceae
Product: thioredoxin-like protein 1
Exons: 1
Coding region: 1-894 (297 amino acids)
Source: RefSeq, a predicted model, not a curated record